Messenger RNA from Hemiscyllium ocellatum (epaulette shark), 2860 nucleotides. Its product is annotated as gastrula zinc finger protein XlCGF26.1-like. Bases 778 to 2670 code for a protein of 630 amino acids. The transcript is spliced from 4 exons. The record is from RefSeq and is a predicted model, not a curated record. NCBI's taxonomy places the organism in Eukaryota, Metazoa, Chordata, Chondrichthyes, Orectolobiformes, Hemiscylliidae.
UGCAGUAUAGGUCCUGCCGCGGGACAAAGGUAGUGUUCUUGAGUGUGGGCGAGGAAUGAUGUCGGAGGUUUAAGGAACAAGAACAAACAUCCCGGGGAGGUCGCCAGGCCCCAGCGCCAAGAUCCUGCUCCCGUCCCCAGGGAGAGGAGACAGGGUGGAAUUGGAAACCGCGGGAGGAGGGAGACGGGGGAGUUUAUAAACUCCUAGAGGCAGGCUUGAGGCCUCGAAUACAAGCCCCACAGGGGCCUAAUGUUUAUUUCACUGGGGACCUAUCGGGUUGCCUGGACAACUGGCGGCCAUCUUUGUUAGGCACCCUGAAUCAACACCUUCAGCAGAAUUAGAUUGGAGUGAGAAUAGAGGGAGACAGAGAGAGAGUUGUAUUUGAAAAUCUGAAGACGGAAGUUUCAAAAUCAACAGAUGAAGGGCUCAUUCCUGAAACGUUGACUCUCUUCCUCAGAUGCUGCCUGACCUGCUGUGCUUUUCCAGCACUGCAUUUUUCGACUCUGACUCUCCAAUGUCUGCAGUCCUCACUUUCGUGUCAAGGUCUGACAGUCACUCAAUCCAUCAAGACUGCAACAAUUAUCAUCUAUGAUUCUAUAGCAGCAAGGAUUUUUGGUUCCUGUUUCACUACAUUUUCAGCAUCAGUGGGACUAGAUGAGAGACCCUAUUGUUGCAGCGCCCUGAGUGUGGAGCCUGAAAAGGUUAACCAGUCUGGAAAGAGGAAUUCACGGCGGGGAGGGGCUCUACACCUGUUUGUGUGCGGCUGAAGCUUCAGCCAUGGAGAAACCCGAGGAAUCCCGCCCCAUGGAGAAACCGUGGAAGUGUGGUGACUGCGGGAAAGGCUUCUGUGUGCCAUCUGCCCUGGAGAUUCAUCGGCGCAGUCACACUGGGGAGAGGCCAUUCUCUUGCCCUGAGUGCGGGAAGGGCUUUACCCACUCCUCCCACCUGCUGGCCCACCAGCGGGUCCACACUGGGGAGAGGCCCUUCAGCUGCCCUGAGUGCAGGAAGGCCUUCAGCAAUUCCUCCCACCUGCUGCGGCAUCAGCGAGUCCACACGGGGGAGAGGCCGUUCAGCUGCCCCGAGUGCGGGAAGACCUUCACCGAGUCCUCCCAUCUCCAGACCCACCAGCGGGUCCACACUGGGGAGAGGCCCUUCAGCUGUCCAGUGUGCAGGAAGGCCUUCAGCAAUUCCUCCACCCUGCUGAGGCACCAACGGAUCCACACUGGAGAGAGGCCCUUCCAUUGCCCUGAGUGCGGGAAGGGGUUUACCCAUGCCUCCACCCUUGUGGCGCACGUGCAGGUCCACACCAGGGUGAUGCUGUUCUCAUGCCCCGAGUGCAGGAAGGGCUUCAGCCAGGCCUCCCAACUCCAGAAGCACUGGUGGGUCCACACAGGCGAGUGGCCAUUCCCCUGCCUCGAGUGUGGGAAGGGCUUUGCUGUCUCCUCCGAGCUGCUGCGGCACCGGCGGGUCCACACGGGGGAGAGGCCGUUCAGCUGCCCCGAGUGUGGGAAGACCUUCACCCAGUCCUCCUACCUCCAGACCCACCAGCGGGUCCACACGGGGGAGAGGCCCUUCAGCUGUUCCGUGUGCGGGAAGGGGUUCAGCAAUUCCUCCAGCCUGCUGAGGCACCAGCGGGUCCACACUGGGGAGAGGCCGUUCUCCUGCCCCGAGUGCGGGAAGGGCUUUACCCGCUUCCCUUACCUGCUAACCCACCGGCGGAUCCAUGCGGAUGAGAAGCCCCUCAGCUGCCCCAAGUGCAGGAAGGGCUUCACCGAAGCCUCUGCCCUCCUGGCCCACCAGCAGGUCCACACUGACGAGCGGCCCUUCCCCUGCCCGGAGUGCAGGAAAGCCUUCAGCAAUUCCUCUGACCUGCUGAGGCACCAGCGGGUCCACACCGGGGAGAGACCGUUCACCUGCUCUGUGUGCGGGAAGGAGUUCAGUCAGUCGUCUACCCUGCGAACGCACCGGCGCAUCCACACUGAAGAGAGGCCAUUUUCCUGCUCCGUGUGUGGGAAGGUGUUCACCCAGUCAUCUACCCUGCUGAUGCACCAGCGCAUCCACACUGAGGAGAGGCCGUUUUCCUGCUCCAUGUGCGGGAAGGCGUUCAGUCGGUUGUCUACCCUGCUGAUGCACCAGCGCAUUCACACUGAGGAGAGGCCGUUUUCCUGCUCCAUGUGCGGGAAGAUGUUCAAUAGUUCAUCUGCCCUGCGGAGACACCAACGGGUCCACACCGGGGAGAGGCCAUUCACCUGCACCAAGUGCGGGAAGGGAUUUACUAAUUCCUCUGACCUGCGGAGACACCGGCACAUUCACACUGGGGAGAGGCCGUUCACCUGCUCUGACUGUGGGAAGGGAUUCACUAACUCCUCCGCCCUGCAGAGACACCGGCGUGUUCACACUGGGGAGAGACCCUUCAUCUGCUCCGUCUGCGGGAGAGGUUUCACCCAUUCAACUGCCCUGCUGGCGCACGGGCAGAUCCACACCGAGGAGAGACUGGUCUCCUGUUCUGUGUGUGGGAAGGGAUUCACCGACUAUUCCAGCCUGCAGAAACACCAGCAGAUUCACACCGGGGAGAGGCCAUUCAUCUGCUCCGAGUGUGGGAAGGGUUUCAUCCGCUCCUCCCACCUGCAGAGGCACCAGCGAGUUCACUUGCCAUCGCAGAGGGAUUGAAGGAGCUACGGCUGAGUGCCGUUAUUGACUGGACUAUCAGUCCAAUUCUGGGUGUUAACUCAAAUUCUCGGACCACAAGUAAGUUACAAAAAAACACACUAUAUUGUAAUUCAGCUGGUGACAUAUCAAGAGUCAAUAAUCCAGAGUAUCAAUCAUAGAUAUCCCUGAAUAUGCUAAUGAGAUCUCUAAA